ACAACCAGAUUAGUACAAAGACUUGUCAGCAACUCAACAGUCGAGUAGGAACACAGGUUGUAGCAGCUUAGGCAUCAGCAGUUUCCUCCCAUGAUGCAUGCCAUGAGCAAUCUUGUGGCAACGUCCAUGGCAGUAGGAUUACUCCUCGGUGCCAUCUCCCCAACAGUCAGGGCAGCUUCAGGCACUGCGACGGCGAACCGGAACACGACGGCGUCCGCGCUGCUGCCACCGUUCGGCACGAACCACACCGUCGGCGACGGUGCCGGGUGGUUGUUUGACACCAAGGCGAAUGCCUCGGCGGCCAACUACUCCGCCUGGGCAGCCAACCGCACCUUCUACCUCGGCGACUACCUCAGCUUCAAGACCCGCACGGAUAACACGGUCGUGCACACGACCAACGCUACGGUAUACAAGCUCUGCGGCUACGACGGUGGCGCCAUCGGUGGCGGGUGGAAGGCAGAGGAGGCCUUCUUGACAGUGAUGCUAGCCGCGGAGGGCGCAAACUACUUCUUCUCGGACGCCGGCGAAGGGGAGCACUGUCGGAGGGGGAUGCGGUUCGACGUCACCGUGGCGCGCGGCCGCGGCCUCCCACAAGUACCGCCGUCGUACUACGAGCCGCUGUCCGGCGGGACGGCAGGGACGGGGCUCGGCGAGGUGGUGCCCAUCUGGGUUGCGGUGAACGCUGCCUUUGCUGCUUUGCUGAUGCUGUGAAUGGUCUCCAUUGCCAUCAGCUGUUAAUCAGCAUUCAGCGAACACUUAGGAAAAUUGCAACUUCUCUAGCAACCUUGGUCUGUCUCUGUUUGUUCGCCUUUUCCCCUUUAUUCUACGCCCGCAAGUUUUAAGAUUAUUUCUGGGUUUGCUUGAAAGUUUUUAUAAAUCUUAUUACUUCCAUCCAGAUUUAUUA
This is a messenger RNA of Hordeum vulgare subsp. vulgare (domesticated barley), 904 nucleotides long. RefSeq names its product cucumber peeling cupredoxin-like. The record is from RefSeq and is a predicted model, not a curated record. The transcript has 2 exons. Gene Ontology annotation, molecular function: electron transfer activity. Bases 91 to 711 code for a protein of 206 amino acids. Lineage: Eukaryota; Viridiplantae; Streptophyta; Magnoliopsida; Poales; Poaceae. Gene Ontology annotation, cellular component: plasma membrane.